UAACACCAUUGUCCAUUUGCUAUGUGGAUCAAUUUUAGUACUCCACCCGGUAGUACAGUUUACGAGAUACACUUGUUUUAAUAGUGCAAUUAAUUUUCGACGUUGGCUGAUUACACGGAAUGUAUAGUUGUCUCCUUUUCCCCUUUGCUGGAAGUUAUUUUUGAUUCGGCAGCACGGAGGGCACUCUGUUUUGGGUCCUGAAUCAGUAGUUCCUGGUCCACGUCUCCAAGAUCAUCAUCAUGGAGGAGGGUUGAUAGCAGCAGCAGCUGAGCAGAGUGUUUUACCAACACCGAAAUCUUCAUCCUUUUGAAAUUUCUUGUUCUUUGCUCGCCUUUUUACUGCCGGGAUCACAAAGCUACAUAUCGUGUGCAUAUCAAGGUCAGACACGUUGAAGGUCCAGAAUGUCUUGGUUGGCGGACAUCGCUGGGAAGGCAGAAGAUUUCUUGAACAAAGUGGACCAGGGGGCUGCGAGCGCUCUGAGCAAGCAGCAGGAGAGAGUGACGUUUGCCUACGACGCCGCAGACUCGGCCUCUCAGUAUGCAGGGGCGUACCACGGGCACGAGGCAGGGCCCCCUCGUGCCCCCCCCGAGGCCCCCAGCUUUGUCACGGCAGCUGCGGGCAACAUUAAGAAGCAGCAGGCCACUCUCUUGGCUGGCACCGCCAACGUGGCCAGCGCCCCCAGGCCCGCCCUCGGCACGAGCGACGCGGGCUCCUCGAGAGCUCCUUUCGUGAGGCCGAAGAAGACGGAGCCCGACGACGACCUGCUCUUCGAUUUCCUGAACAGCACGGACAAGUCCCUGACCGGGAAGCUGGACGCCAAGAGGGAGAAGCCCAAGGCCGCCGCCGCCGCCUCUUCGCAGGGCCUGUCUCGGGCCUCCAGCCUCAGCUCCAUCUCCACCAGCACCCAGAGCGUGAAGACCUCCGAGGACGGCUCCAGCAGGGAGCAGGGCCAAGACACGCCUGAGAGCUCGGACUCCGGCUUGGCGGGGUCUCAGGAGCCUGCCAAAGAAGAGCUGCCCACUGCGGAUGGUCCGGCUCUCCCAGGGAAAGACAACGGGCAAAGCCAGGUGCUGUCCAGCCUCCGCCUGGAGAACCAGCUGCUCCGCAACGAAGUGUCCUCUCUCAAUCAGGAAAUGGCUGCCCUUAUCCAGAGAUCCAAAGAAACACAGGAAGAGCUGACCAAGACGCGGGCCCGCGUGGACAAGUGGAAUGGCGACCACUCGCGGGCGGACCGCGCCGCGCGAGAGCUGCGCUCGCGGGUGGACGACCUCACCGAAGCCGCCUCCGCCAAGGACGCCCAGCUGGCCGUGCUGAGGGUCAGGCUGGACGAAGCGGACCAGCUGCUCCGGGCGCGCACCGAGGCCCUGGAGGCGGCGCAGAGCGAGCGAUCCAGGAUCCUGCAAGACCACAACGAGGGGAGCAGCCUGCACAACCAGGCGCUGCAGACCCUGCAGGAGCGGCUGAGGGAGGCCGAGGCCUUCCUGAAGCGUGAGCAGGAGAGCUACCGGCAGAUGCAGAGCGAGUCUGCCACGCGCCAGGCGAAGGUGGAGGGGGAGCGCCAGGCCCUGGCCGAGGCCCUGACCGCCGCGGAGAGGAAGAGCGCGGAGGAGAAGAGGCGAGCGGAUGAGCUGCAGCAGCAGUUGAGGGUAGCCCGCGGCGCCGCGGAGGCCGUCCGGCAGGAAAUGCUGGACUACAAACAGAAGGCCUCGCGUAUUCUCCAGUCCAAGGAAAAGCUGAUCAGCAGUCUGAAGGAGGGCUCAGGGCUGGAGGGGCUGGACGGCCACACAGCCAGCACGAUGGAGCUGGAGGAGCUGCGGCACGAGAGGGAUCUGCAGAGGGAGGAGAUCCAGAAACUCCUGGGCCAAAUCCAGCAGCUUCGCACAGAGAUACAGGAAGUGGAGAACCAGCAGCUGGCAGAGUCGGAAUCUUCCCGGGAGCAGCUUCAGGAGCUGCAGGAGCAGUUGACCACACAGAGGAGAGCCAAGCAGGAAGUGGAGGCUGAGCUGGAGAGGCAGAAACAGGUUUGCGUCUCAGCAGCUAGAGAGCAGGAACAGAGCAGAGCAACCCGGAAAACAAAGGGCACAGAAAUUGGACAGGUGCUUUCCCGCUCUCCGCUGCAGCUCACUAACAAAACUCUGAGCAACAGCAGCCAGGCGGAGCUGGAGAACCGGCUGCACCAGCUGACGGAGACGCUCAUCCAGAAGCAGACGAUGCUGGAGGCCCUGGGCACGGAGAAGAGCUCACUGGUCUUCCAGCUGGAGCGAAUGGAGCAGCAGCUGAAGAGCCUGCAGGGCAGCGCCCUCAACGGGCCGGCCAUCAGCAUGGCGGCGAUGGAGGGCACUGAGGGUGCUCGUCUAAGAAAUGUACCCAUCCUCUUCAGCGAUACUGAAAGCCCAGCUGCGGGAAUGUAUGGGAAAGUUCGCAAAGCAGCAAGUACAAUAGACAAAUUUAGCAUCAGGCUCGGAAUCUUUCUUAGACGCUACCCAGUGGCAAGAGUAUUCAUAAUUAUAUACAUGGCUCUUCUGCAUCUUUGGGUAAUGAUUGUGCUUCUAACCUAUACACCAGAAAUGCACCAUGACCCUCCUGAUGGAAGAUAGGAAGUUUAGUUUAAUAAUUUUGAAAACAAGUCCAUGCAAGCUGCAGAAUAUGGAAACUGCUAACCUUUCAAAGGAGCUGGGGCCAGAAGAACACCACGGACACAAACCCUUGCGUUUUCCCCUUCUCAAAUCCAAGGAUCUUCCAAAGCUCUUUCUAAAAUAAAUGCACUGCAUUUUCAUGACAGUAAAGUGCACACUUUUCAGUCCUUCUGGAGAAACAACUGACUUCUUGAACGUGAUCAGGGAAAUAAUCUUGAAGAUCAACGCUGAGUUUUAUUAUUUUUUCCUCUUUUCCUUAUACUGUCUUUGUUUUCAGUUUUCCUGUACAUAGAAAGAUUGUGUUUCUUAACCCUGUAAGAAUAUUACAUUUUAAUAAACAUUGUGGCAGAGGA
Molecule: messenger RNA, 2989 nt
Organism: Lepisosteus oculatus (spotted gar)
Lineage: Eukaryota; Metazoa; Chordata; Actinopteri; Semionotiformes; Lepisosteidae
Source: RefSeq, a predicted model, not a curated record